AGUAUGAUGCUGCGUGCAGACACUUGUCUAUCUCCGGUCCCGGACCUUCCAUUGUGGGUGGCAUGGCAUUAGAGGGGCCGACAUAACAACCUGCGUACCCUGGCGGAGACCACCUGCAAUUACCACUUUGAAGGAAAUGCACCUUUGCUGGAUUUUAACCUGAGCACGAUCCUUCUCGGCAGCAGCGAUUCCGGCUGAAGGUGGAAGGUAGACGUGGAGACGGCUUAGUUUAUUUACAAACUCGGCUCGGUGGUUGGAUUGAGCUUUGUGAUCACACGGUGUACACAGGAGGAGAUUGCCUGGAGACCAGUGCUGGACCUUGAGAGCCCCCAUCCAGCCCAAUAUCCUCCUGUGAUGGAGAAGGACUGGGCCCCAUCACCUGCACUGCUGGCCACUGGGACUGGUAUUCUGGCAAGGCUUCCUGCUCACCACUGGAUCUUGUGAUUGGAGACCUUCAGUCCUAUAUGCCUAGAACAUUAGUCACCUCUUGUGUUUGGAAGGACAUUCUUCCAGCAAAGGCUAGAAAAAAACCAAGAGAAUAUGGAUAUCUUCUGUAGGUCGUGCUUAUUUAGCGGGGCAGGGAAUCCAUUUAUGGCACCUGUAUCCCAUCGAGGCCCAUUCCCGGGCCCUUGGAGAUGUGACUCUAUUAGAACUGCUACCGUUUUUUUAUUACUGUUUUUAACCAUGGCUUUGGGCAGCCCCCAUACUGUUUCGCAGGGAAACUGUUCGCUGUCUGUAGUACAAGAGGAAAGUGCUAAAGUGGUCUUCACAGAUACCUCAUCGCUAAUGCUGUCAUGGACGUGCACAUCUCCUGUCCCCACCACCGUCCCGUCCAUCUUAACGAUUACCAGCCUAAUUCACGCAACGGUCCCGUUGAGACCACGUUCCCAUCUAAAUAUCCUUACCAUGCUUCAUCCAAGACCUGGUGCUCUUGGCAAACCCUCUCAGGUUUGCCUCAUGCCCAAAUUAGCGCUAUUAACUCUUCCAGAUGUGCAACCGUCGCCAUGGGGCUCAUGCCAAUUGAGAUGCCAAACGAUCAGCGAUCACGGAGCAAUGUUUUCGAAUGGGAUACUGUUUACUUCACGUUACCACUGCCUUAAUCACCAUAGUCCUCUUGAUUUGAAACUUCAUUGCCAGAUGUGCGGUAAGCCGCCAAGUGAAGCGUUUGUGUUGUAUUGGAGAAUCAUUCUGCCUCAGUCAUUCAUGGAAGUAGCUGAUGCACACAGGGUGCCUAGAGGGAAAAGAAAUAUUAAUAUUAGUCCACAGUUUCAAACACUAACAUAUCAAGUGUCUGUACCUGAAAACAAACCUGCAGGGACGUUUGUGGUGCAACUGAGGGCUACAGACCCAGAUGCUGGUGAAUUUGGCCAACUGGAGUACUCCAUGGAUGCACUGUUUGAUAGUCGCUCAUCACAUUUCUUCUUUUUGGAUCGAAACACUGGUGUGGUGACCACUACAAAGGAACUGGAUAGAGAGACCAAGGCCACACAUGUUUUUAAGGUGAUUGUAACGGAUGCUGGCAUCCCCCGUCGUACCGCCAUGGCCACACUGUCUGUAACAGUCAGUGACACAAAUGACCACGACCCAGUGUUUGAGCAAUCUGAAUACAGAGAAAGUGUAAGAGAGAAUAUGGAGGUUGGCUAUGAAGUAAUGACUGUACGUGCUACUGAUGGGGAUUCCCCGAUCAAUGCCAAUAUAGCCUAUCGUAUUGUAUCUGAAACAGGGGAAGCUUUUGAAAUUGACUCCCGUUCAGGAGUUAUUAGGAUGAAAGACUCUGUGGACAGAGAGGAAAGAGCAUUUUACCAGCUAGUUAUUGAGGCAGAUGACCAAGGACGUGAUCCUGGGCCCCGCAGUUCUACAACCACUGUGUAUAUAUCAGUCGAAGACGAAAAUGACAAUGCACCGCAGUUCAGUGAGAAGCACUAUGUGGCACGUGCACCUGAAGACACUAUACCUGACUCGCAAAUCCUAGUUGUAACUGCAACAGAUAAAGAUCAAGGAAUUAAUGCAGUAGUGCACUAUAGUAUUCUGAGCGGCAAUGCUCGUGGCCUAUUUUCCAUCGAUCCUCAGUCUGGUGCCAUCUUUUUGGCUGGCGCUCUUGACUUUGAGACGGGAAGAGAACACACGUUAAGGAUAAGAGCACAAGAUGGCGGGCGGCCUCCAUUGUCCAAUGUGACUGGCUUGGUUACCGUUCAGGUUCUAGAUGUAAAUGACAAUGCGCCUGUUUUUGUAAGUGGCCCAUUUCAAGCUGCUGUUUUAGAGAAUUCUCCUUUAGGUUAUUCAGUACUACAGGUUCAAGCACUUGAUGCAGACGCUGGUGAAAACUCCAGACUGGAAUACAGACUUACAGGAGAAGCUGGACCAUUUUCUAUCAAUAAUAGCACCGGCUGGAUUAUAGUACAAUCAGAGUUGGAUAGGGAAGAUAUUGAAUUUUUCAAUUUUGAAGUAGAAACAUGUGACCAUGGCCAUCCAUCUCUGUCCUCUUCUGCUGCUGUAAAUGUUCAGAUAUUGGAUGUUAAUGACAAUGCUCCAGAAUUCACUCAAAGCGAGUAUCAAGCACGACUGAAUGAAGAUGCUGCUGUUGGCACCAGUGUUAUGACAGUUUUAGCAUUGGAUAGGGAUUUCCAGGCCACCAUUACUUACCAGAUUACAUCUGGUAAUACUCGACAUCGCUUCUCCAUCUCAAGCUUAGCAGGAGGUGGUGGCCUCUUAACAUUGGCACUGCCUCUGGAUUAUAAAUUAGAAAAACAAUUUAUAUUGACUAUAACAGCAUCAGAUGGAAUGAGAACUGAUACUGCACGUGUAGUGGUGAAUGUGACUGAUGCCAACACGCACAGACCUGUCUUUCAGAGCUCUCAUUACACAGUGAGUGUAAAAGAGGACCAGCCUGCAGGAACCACUGUGGUAAUCAUCAGUGCUUCAGAUGAGGACACUGGAGAGAAUGCUCGUAUAACCUAUCUGGCAGAAGAAGGAAUGCCACAAUUUUCCAUUGACCCUGACACGGGGGCAGUUACAACAACCAUGGAGUUAGAUUAUGAAGUUCAGGUGUCAUACACAUUAGCCAUAACUGCUCAUGAUAAUGGCAUUCCCCAAAAGUCUGAUACUACUUAUCUUGAAAUUCUAGUAACUGAUGUAAAUGACAACCCCCCAGUCUUUCAGCGAGCAUCCUACAGUGGUACAAUUACUGAAGAUGCACCUGUUUACACAAGUGUCCUUCAGAUAUCUGCCACUGAUCGUGACUCGGGCCUUAAUGGAAGGGUCUUCUACACCUUUACUGGUGGAGAUGAUGGUGAUGGAGACUUUACAGUGGAGUAUACUUCAGGUAUUGUGAGAACACUAAGACAGCUGGAUCGAGAGAAUGUGGUACAAUAUCGACUCAAAGCAUUUGCAGUUGACAAGGGUCAUCCAACACCACAUCGCACACCUACUGAAAUAAUCAUCACAGUAUUAGAUGUUAAUGACAAUGCCCCAGUAUUUGCUAGAGAUGAACUGGAAGUAAUGGUGUUGGAGAACAGCCCACUUGGUCUACCACUUGCCACAAUUACAGCCACUGACCCAGAUGAGGGUGUUAAUGCUCAAAUUAUGUAUCAGAUUGUUGAAGGCAACAUUCCAGAAGUUUUUCAGUUGGAUAUAUUUUCUGGAGAGCUCAAUGCAUUGGUUGACUUGGAUUAUGAAGAACGACCGGAGUAUCUUAUAGUGGUGCAAGCCACCUCAGCUCCUUUAGUCAGCAGAGCCACUGUUAGAGUGCGCUUAGUAGAUGUUAAUGACAAUGCUCCAACUCUUAGUAAUUUCAGGGUUGCCUUUAACCACUAUGUUGGUGGUGGUGGUGGCAGCUUUCCACGUGGAGUAAUUGGAAAAGUACCAGCACAGGAUCCUGAUAUAAGUGAUUCAUUGAGCUUUACUUUCCUCCAAGGGAAUGAAUUAGGCCUUCUUCUACUUAAUGCAAGUACUGGGGAGUUACAGUUAAGUCGUGACCUUGACAGCAACCGACCACUAGAAGCAGCAAUGGAAGUGGCAGUUACAGAUGGAGUCCAUCGUGUAACUGCACAGUGUACUUUGCAAGUGACCAUCAUUACUGAUGAAAUGCUCUCCCACAGCAUCACCUUACGCCUAGGUGGAAUGUCUCAACAACAGUUCCUUUCUCCCAUGUUGCCUUUGUUUAUCCGCUCUGUGGCUUAUGUUCUCUCUGUUCCUGCACAUGGUGUCGUGGUCUUUAGUAUUUUGGAUGACUCUGAGGUUACAGCUUUGACUUUAGGUUCACCCACAGAGGAACAAAUCCUGAAUGUCAGUCUAUUGGUCCAUAGCCCUGAAGGGAUAUUUUUGCCUUCUGAGAUCUUGCGUGAGUUACUGUACUUGAACCGCACUUUGCUGGCCAUAUUGGCCCAACAAAAGGUGUUGCCAUUUGAUGACAACGUUUGCCUUCGAGAGCCCUGCCCCAAUUAUAUGCUGUGUGUGUCUGCCCUACGCUUUGACAGUUCUGCUCCAUUCUUGGCCUCAGAUACAUUGCUCUUUCGUCCGAUUAUGCCUGUAGGAGGGCUACGUUGUCGAUGCCCAACAGGCUUUGCUGGUGAAUUUUGUGAAACAGAGGUAGACUUGUGUUACACUGGGCCCUGCGGAGAACAUGGCAUUUGCCUUAGUCAUGAAGGUGGUUAUACCUGUCAGUGCAAUGAAGAGUAUUCAGGUCCACACUGUGAGAUUUCUUUGCGAUCUGCCCGUUGCUCUGCUGGGCUUUGCCGAAAUGGAGCAGUGUGUGUUAAUCUUUUGCUGGGUGGCUUUCAUUGUGAGUGUCCUCCUGGGGAAUAUGAAGCACCAUACUGCAUGGUCACCACACGGGCUUUUGAUGGAGAAUCGUUUAUUACUUUCCGUGGCCUAAGACAGAGGUUCCAUUUUAAGCUGUCACUGAGCUUUGCUACUCGGGAGCAGAAUGGUCUUCUCAUGUAUAACGGGAGGUUUAACGGAAGACAUGACUUCAUUGUGUUGGAAGUGAAAGAUGAACAGGUUCAGUUGACUUUCUCAGCAGGUGAAUUUACUACAACAGUUUCCCCUUUUAUUCCUGGUGGAGUAAGUGAUGGACAGUGGCACACAGUCCAUCUUCAUUAUUUUAACAAGCCAGUUGUAGCCAAAUCUGGGGAUUUGCUUGGACCCUCAGAACAGAAGGUGGCCGUGAUAACUGUUGACAACUGUAACACUGAAAUGUCCUUGCGUUUUGGAGAUGUCUUGGAAAACUACACUUGUGCUGCACAAGGGAUGCAAUCAGGAACAAAAAAGUCCCUGGAUCUUACAGGCCCCCUUUUACUGGGGGGAAUUCCUAAUCUACCUGAGGAUUUUCCUGUGAGGCACAAGUACUUUGUGGGCUGCAUGAAAGACCUUAUUAUAGAUAACAAAGCAGUAGACCUUGGGGAGUACAUUGCAAACAACGGAACCGUUCCAGGUUGUCCUGCUAAAAGAAAUCACUGUGAAGGAGAAAGGUGCCAGCAUGGAGGAACAUGUGUUAACCGAUGGAAUGGUUAUUCGUGUGAAUGCCCAUUGGGGUAUGGAGGCAAAAACUGUGAAAAGGAUAUGCAAUCCACCUUUCGUUUUCUGGGAGAUGGCGAAAUAUUAUGGAGAAGCUUGUCACUACCUCUAAAUCUGCCCUGGCAUUUGAGCCUCAUGAUUCGUACACAGCAGUCAGAUGCCCUUUUACUGCAAGCAGAAGGUGAACAGAAUUGUUCUGUCACACUGCAGAUGAGCGAAGCUUCCCCAUUGCUGUCCCUCCGUGGCCCAUCUGGCAUCCAUGCCUUGUUUUAUCUACCUCAUGUAAAAUUAAAUGACGGGGUGUGGCAUCACAUUUCUCUAGAGCUUCAAAGUGACCCUAAGUUGACUGAGAACCACCUUCUGCUCUUUCAGAUUGACUACGGCCAAGAGGAGGUUAAAGGUGAAUUUCCCAAGGAUCUCAUAGGCACAACACUGAGUAAUCUUAGUAUCGGUGCUGCAGCAAGUAAUGGAGACAUCAUUUUACAAGGUUUCCGUGGUUGUUUACAGGGUGUGCGGGUUGGUGCCUCUCCACUGCCUAUAGACAGUGCGUUGCUUUUGAAUAUAGAGCCAGGCUGUAGUUUUCCAGACCCAUGUGACUCCAGCCCAUGUCCUGCUCACAGCUACUGUAGGGAUGACUGGGACAACUACUCUUGUGCUUGUCACCCAGGAUAUUAUGGUAAUAGCUGUAUCAGUGCAUGUGACCUGAAUCCAUGUAAGCACCAGUCUACAUGUGUAAUGCAAGUAAAUGGAUAUAUAUGUGAAUGUUCUUCAGGAUACUACGGUCCACACUGUGAGAGCAGGCUUGAUCAGCCGUGUGCACGGGGUUGGUGGGGUCACCCUGUCUGCGGUCCAUGUCACUGUGAUGCAAGCAAAGGAUUUGAUACAGAAUGUAACAAAACAACAGGAGAAUGUCAUUGCAAGGAUAAUCAUUUCCAUCCACCUGGAGCUGAGGCCUGUAUACAGUGUGAUUGCUAUGCCACUGGUUCCCUUAGUCGAACAUGUGAUCCAAUCACAGGACAGUGCCCUUGUAAAUCUGGAGUCAUAGGGCGCCAGUGUGAUCGAUGCGACAAUCCUUUUGCAGAAGUCACAGCCAAUGGAUGUGAAGUAAACUAUGACAGCUGCCCCAGAGCUGUGGAAGCUGAGAUUUGGUGGCCAAGAACACGUUUUGGAUUGCCAACAGCUGUGUCAUGUCCAAAAGGUUCUGUAGGUACUGCUAUUCGUCACUGCGAUGAACACCGAGGCUGGCUACCUUCAAACUUGUCAAACUGCACCUCCCGGUCACUCAUACCGCUGAAAGGACUGUUGGAUGUUCUGAAAAGUAACAUGUCAACGCUGAGUCCUGCAGUUGCCCAAAGCGCUGCACAUGAUCUACUGAAUAUCACCCAAGAAGCAGAUGCUUUUUUGGGCAGUGAUGUGCUCAUAUCAUACCAACUUCUUAAUGCCAUUCUACAAAAACAGAGCCAGGAAAGUGGCUUCAAUCUUGCCGCAACCCAGGAUGUACAUUUUACAGAGAAUGUUGUUAAAAUUGGGAGUUUUCUUCUUGAUCUUGAUACCAAAGAACACUGGGCCCUCAUCCAGGCUUCAGAAGCUGGCACCGCACUCCUGUUAAAACAUUAUGAAACCUACAUGAAGAAUGUGGCUCGUAAUAUGAAGCAUACGUAUUUGAACCCUUUUACUAUUAAUACACCAAACAUUGUUGUGUCAGUGACGCGUUUAGAUAAGGAAAACUAUGCUGGUGUCACACUACCACAGUAUGAGACACUACGUGGAGAAAAGCCGAGUGACCAGGAGACUGCACUUAUUCUUCCAAUCACAAAUUUCAUGUCCCAGAAUACCAAUGGCACUGACAAACUACAUAUGGAUCGUUCACAUCAAAACAGAGCAAAGAGGGACAAAGUUUCAUGGAAAGAAGGUGCACAAAGGGAUUUUGAAGCUGUGGUAACUGUUAUAAUAUAUCAUGGCCUCGGGACUUUACUACCUGAAAGAUGGGAUCCAGACAAAAGAAGUCUCAGGGUGCCUAAACGUCCUGUAAUAAAUUCUCCAGUGGUGAGCAUUUAUAUUCAUGAAGCAGAUGGGGCACUGGAUCAACCAAUUACAGUGCAGUUCAGACUUCGAGAAACACAAGAACGUUCCAAACCAAUUUGUGUGCAUUGGAAUCACUCUCUCCAGUUACCAACACCAGGGGGUGGCUGGUCAGCUCGGGGCUGUGAGCUGGUUUUUCGCAACGAAACACACAUUAGCUGCCAGUGCAAUCACAUGACCAGUUUUGCAGUGUUAAUGGAUAUGUCACGAAGAGAGAAUGGAGAAGUGCUUCCUUUGCGCAUCAUUACAUACUCUUGCAUAGGUGUAACCCUGGGCUUUUUGCUUCUCACUUUACUUUUUCUGUGUAUCCCACGUUCCCUGCGUUUCAAUCAACACAGCAUCCAUCGGAACCUACUACUGGCUCUCUUCCUGUCUCAGCUCAGCUUCAUACUGGGUAUCAACCAGGCUGACCUGGAGUUUUCAUGCACUAUCAUUGCUAUCCUCCUCCAUUUUCUCUCUCUGUGUUGCUUUUCUUGGGUUUUUCUUGAAGUUCUGCACAUAUAUCGCAGACUGAGUGAAGUUCGAGAUGUCAACACUGGUCCAAUGAGAUUCUACUAUGCUCUGGGUUGGGGUGUACCCGCCUUUAUCACUGGUCUGGCAGUGGGGCUUGACCCUGAAGGUUAUGGCAACCCUGAUUUCUGUUGGCUUUCUGUAUCUGACACAUUAAUCUGGAGCUUUGCAGGGCCUGCUGGCUUUGUCAUAUCAACUGGACUGUUUCUUUGCAUUGUUUCUGGGCGUGCAUCCUGUGCAGCACAGAGGAAAGGAUUCCAAAAGAAAGGGACAGCGUCUGGACUCCGAUGUUCCAUAUUCCUGCUUCUUCUUGUUAGUGUGUCCUGGAUUCUUGCUCUGUUGUCGGUUAACAGCGAUCUACUGUUCCUACACUACACUUAUGCUGGCGUUGUCUGUGCUCAGGGUCCUCUCAUCUUUUUGAUCAGUGUGAUAUUCAGCAAAGAUGUACACAGGUCACUUAAACACAGCGUUCGUAAGAUGAAUGAACCUAGUGUCACCACAAAGUCCACCCUAACCUCGUCGCAUCCACAUAACAGUUAUGCGGAUGGUCAGCUCUAUCAUAUGCCAUUUGGUUCUUCAACUGGCUCUUUGCACAGUUCUAUACCUUCAAGAGGGAGUCAUUGUUACUUGCCAAUCCUGCUCAGAACUGAAGCUGGACUCAAGAAUGGUCAUUCACUUUUGGAGUUAAAGGAUCCUAAUGGAAAGGAUGACCAAGACGAUUCUGACUCAGAAAGUGACUUCUCAGUGGAUGAUGAUGAUGAUGACCACAGCUGCUCCUUUGCAUCCACUCAGUCCUCAGACAGCGAUGAAGAAGAUGAUAGUCCAAGGGUCCCAAGUUGGGAUAUUUUAACAAACCUCAACAAUGAGAAACAUUUUCAAAAUUCUCAAAAAGAUAACCCUGCACCUGAAAAGACUAUAAUAGCUAAUGGAGAGAUACUUCCAAUGGCCCCACCUGACACAUCACCUAAACCAGCAGCACUUCAGCCACAGAAAGGAAUUCUGAAGAAGCAGCGUUCUGUUAUUAAUCAGAUCCAUAACGAACUUGGACAGAAGCCUUCUGGUAGAGAAAAACAAAGCAUACAGGGACAAGUAAAUGGGGGCACAAACAUACCUAUGAGUGUCACUGACACAGGCAGGAAAGAGUCCUCUGAAUCGGAGUUUGUCUUCCCUGAUUCUCCCCAUUAAUCCAUUCUGUAAUAACCACAACUGAUUUUUUUUUUUUUUAUAUAUAUAUUUUUUUUUAUUCUACUUUUUAUGUUGUUUUCCCCUACCUUCCAUCACCUUCAGGAGCAACGAAACAACUAUUUGAUCCACUGCCUACAAUAGCCUAUUCUCUACUAGAAGAAGUAACAACUGGGGUUCUAGAAUCCAAAACGGACUAAGACUUUUAAUCCUUACUCAACAAAAGGAGGAUUUCAACUUCCAUUAAUAUUUACAGUUUUUUGCACUGUGCUGUAAAAUGCUAUUGCUGUUUGUAUGGAAAUAAAAUACAUAUUUUUGUUGUU
This is a messenger RNA of Rana temporaria (common frog), 9611 nucleotides long. RefSeq names its product cadherin EGF LAG seven-pass G-type receptor 2-like. Gene Ontology annotation, molecular function: calcium ion binding; G protein-coupled receptor activity. The coding region runs from base 541 to 9291 and encodes 2916 amino acids. NCBI's taxonomy places the organism in Eukaryota, Metazoa, Chordata, Amphibia, Anura, Ranidae. The transcript has 36 exons. Gene Ontology annotation, cellular component: plasma membrane. The record is from RefSeq and is a predicted model, not a curated record. Gene Ontology annotation, biological process: G protein-coupled receptor signaling pathway; homophilic cell-cell adhesion; cell surface receptor signaling pathway.